Molecule: messenger RNA, 2490 nt
Organism: Trachymyrmex cornetzi
Lineage: Eukaryota; Metazoa; Arthropoda; Insecta; Hymenoptera; Formicidae
Exons: 4
Molecular function (GO): nucleic acid binding
Source: RefSeq, a predicted model, not a curated record
AUGACAAAGAGAGCGGUGAUUAACGUGCGAUCGAUGGACAAUGCAUGCUUCGCGUGGUUUGUGAUCGCCGCUCUGUACCCAGCCAAAAGAAACGCGGAUCGUGAAUCUUCCUACCCACACUAUACGACGGUGCUGAAUUUCCAAAAUAUAGAAUUUCCUAUAACGUUAAAAGACGUAACGCAAUUCGAACGUCUCAACGACGUGUCUAUUAACGUAUACGUUAUCGAGGGACAAAAUACGCUAAACGUUCUCCCGAUACGACUCAUCGACGACAAAAAGGAGAAACAUGUCGAUUUACUAUAUUUGCGAGAUCCGCGAGACGACAAUGUGGGCCAUUUCGCAUGGAUCAAGAAUCUGUCUCGGCUCAUGAGCAAGCAAUUGAACAAACAUAAUGGCCAAAAGUACAUUUGCGAUCACUGUUUACAUUAUUUUCAUUCCAACGAGAGAUUGCAGUUACACAUAGUAGAUUGCCAACGGAUAAACGAAUGCGCUAUCCGACUACCGAGCAACGACGACAAGUGGCUGAGCUUUAACAACUAUAAUAGGAAGGAACGAGUUCCAUUUGUCGUUUACGCUGAUCUAGAAUGCAUUCUCGAGAAAACUGAUGGCGAUCAGGAAGCAUCUACGCUCACGUAUCAUCAUCAUCAUCAAGUAUUUAGCAUAGGAUAUUACGUGCGCUGUUCAUACGACAAUUCGCUAUCAAAAUAUCGAUUUCAUCGCGAUCCGGAUUGCGUUUCAUGGUUCGUUGAAGAACUGAGAAGUUUAGCACAUUCCGUAAAAAAAAUUUUAGUAGCUAAUGUCCCCAUGGAAACUUUGUCGAGCGAACAGCGGGAGACAUUGCACAGCGCGACGCAUUGUCACGUGUGUGAAAAGCCUUUCGCGCCAGACGAUAAUCGAGUAAGAGAUCAUUGCCAUUUAACCGGUCGUUACAGGGGUCCCGCGCAUUCAAAUUGCAAUUUAAAUUAUAAAAACUCAUAUUUUAUUCCCAUAGUUUUCCACAAUUUAUCAGGCUAUGAUUCACAUUUUGUUAUCAAAGAAGUAGCUACAGUAUAUGAAGGCAGUAUUGAAUUACUACCAAUAACAAAGGAAAAAUAUAUAUCAUUUACAAAAAAUGUUAAAGAUACCGCUGAAAGAUCAGAUUCGCGAAAUAACAUAAAAUUACGGUUCAUAGAUUCUUAUAAAUUUUUAAGUAGCAGUCUCGAUAAAUUAGCAUCCUUUCUCAAUAAAAAUGAACUUCGAAUUUUACAAUGCGAAUUUCAAAAUUUGUCCGAAGAUGAUUUCAAGUUACUGAUACGAAAAGGGAUUUUUCCAUACGAAUACAUUGAUUGUGCCGACAAGCUGCAGGAUACGCAUUUACCAUCGCGCGAGUCAUUCUACAGUUCCUUGACCGGUGACACCGUAUCCGAAAACGAUUACGCGCACGCCGUGAACGUUUGGCAACAAUUCUAUGUUCAAACCUUGGGUGAAUACAGCGAUCUAUAUUUAAAAACGGACGUGUUGCUGUUAGCUGACAUUUUUGAAAAUUUUCGCGAUAAAUGUUAUGUUCUUGAGGUUGACUUAGAAUAUCCGGAGCGUCUGCACGACGAGCACGUUGACCUACCAUUUUGUCCAACGCGUGAUAAACCACCUGGCAAGCAGCAGGAUAAACUUUUAGCGACUUCACCAUGGCUUCGCGAUUACAUAGAGCUUAACACAAAAUUUAGAACGCUCGCGAAGAAUGAUUUUGAGAAAAAUUUAUUUAAGUUAAUGAAUAAUGCAGUAUUCGGCAAAACCAUGGAGAACGUGCGCAAUCACAUCGAUGUAAAAUUAUUAACACAAUGGGAUGGACGAUACGGCGCAGAGGCAAUGAUCGCGAAGCCGAAUUUUCAUAGCAGAAGUGUAUUUUCUGAAAAUCUGAUAGCAAUUGAAAUUCGUAAACUUGAGGUGAAAUUCAACAAACCGAUCUACGUAGGAAUGUGUAUACUCGAUAUAUCGAAGGUCUAUUUGUAUGAAUUUCACCACGAAUAUAUAUUACCGCUGUAUCGCAAAAAAUGUGAAAUUAUGUACACAGACACUGAUAGUCUCAUAUAUCGCAUCGAGUGUGAUGACGUUUAUGAACAAAUGAAGCGUGAUAUCAUUAGAUUCGACACGAGUGAUUAUUCUACCGAUAAUGUAUAUGGUAUACCACUUGCGAACAAAAAAGUGCCAGGUUUAAUGAAGGAUGAAAAUAAUGGCGCAAUAUUGACUGAAUUCGUCGGACUCAGAGCGAAAAUGUAUGCGUUAAGGGUGGAUGGUAAAAAGGACACAAAAAAGGCGAAAGGUGUCAAAAGUAACAUCGUAGCGCGAACUAUAACGUUCGAUGAUUACACCCGAUGUUUAAACGAUGAAAUUGAAAUGACUCGCCAACAGUCAUGCAUAAGAUCAAAAUUACAUCAAGUAUAUACGAUAUCUGAGACGAAAAUCGCUCUAAGUCCGUACGAGGACAAACGAUACAUUAUACCGAAUUCAACC